Daphnia carinata is the source of this 1380-nucleotide messenger RNA. Its product is annotated as glutamate receptor U1-like. Gene Ontology annotation, molecular function: glutamate-gated receptor activity. The coding region runs from base 1 to 1380 and encodes 459 amino acids. The record is from RefSeq and is a predicted model, not a curated record. The transcript has 10 exons. Lineage: Eukaryota; Metazoa; Arthropoda; Branchiopoda; Diplostraca; Daphniidae. Gene Ontology annotation, cellular component: membrane.
AUGACGGUUCAAUUUCACAGAAAGCUCCAGUAUAGAAGUUAUACCCCUCUGGGUACAUCUGUUUUCACAGGCCCAGCUAACACGAAUGUUCACACGAUUGAAAAGCCUCGUCACUCGUUGUACCAAUUGCAUUUGCUUAUUUCAAGCACCAGGAGCCCUUUAGUGAAAGACCAUGAUCUGGCCGUUAUCAAUUUCGGGAUAAUUGAGAAAAUCGUCCUAGACAUUUUAGCCAAUCAUUUGGAUUUCACGUAUGACAUUGUUCCUCCCCGGGACAUUAUGUCAACUGGUUUUUUGCAGCGAAACGGUUCGUGGACUGGAACAACAGGACAAUUGCAACGCAAGGAAGUUGAUAUGUGCGUCACUAUGAGCGUAGCGUCGUCCAGUAAAGCAAAGAUAAUCGAUAUUUCUUAUCCAGUGGUAUAUGCAGAUUCAGCUAUACUUAUCUCUUUCCCAACAGAAAAUAGUAGAAUCUGGUCUGAAACAUCAUCGUUCGAAGUUCCGGCUUGGAUUGCCAUUUUGGUUACGUUCAUUACUACCGUUCUAGUGUCGUGGAUCAUUGUUCGCGUCAACAAUUCAAGACUGGUCGCUAAGACUCCCAGUUUGAGUUACUGGUUUAUGUUCUAUUUUGGCUUGUGGACAGCUCAAGGUGUUACUCCGAGAAGUUCCUCGACAUCAUUUCGAUUAGUUUGCUGCGCUUCUUUGUUUGGGAUUUACAUCGCCGUCAAUUACUUUACGGCGUCUUACACUUCGAUUCUAUCUACACCAGUGUUUAAAACGGCUGUCAAUUCCGUCGAAGAUUUAGCCAGAAGCACAACAGUUAAAACUCUUCUUAACAAAGGAUCGAGCACCGAAGAGCUCAUUUUGUCAUCGUCGGAUCCGGCUCUAAAAAAAAUUGCAGCUCAAAUGCGACGCCAUCCUGAACAAAGAAUCGUGAAUACAUUGACGGUCCACGAUAUAUCUAAAAUCAUACACGAUGACACUGCUCUGAUUAUGGCCGAAUCCAAUGCAAUAUCUCUCAUAGAAACUAGCUAUAAAGCCAACCGCAAAUGUCUUGUGACUCUGGCUGAGAAAACCUUCCUCAGUCGUCCUCAAGGCUUCACCUAUCCGAAGAACAGUCCGAUAGCAAAAACGGUUGAUUACAAGCUGCUGCUGAUGCAUCAAGCUGGAUUGAUUCAAUACGCUGAACGAACGGCCAAAUCGCAGAAUCCCUGCCGUGUUUCUGAUUUGGCAAACGCCCAAGCUCAUAAAAUUGCUCCUCUUGGACGAAAGGAAAUGAGUGGAUCCUUUGUCAUCUUGGCUUUGGGCAUUGCUACAAGUCUCUUCGUUUUUUUGGUCGAAGUAAUUGUCACAAAAAUGAAGAAAGCAUUCGCACGCAAAUAG